AGCUGCCGUUGCUGCAAUUCUCGCAUUAAUCCUCGCCGCGUAUAUCUCGUCGACCCGCGCUUUUUUCAACUCCUGAACUUAGACUUGCGCGCGACUCUGCGAUAUGUGUAUGAGUAUAUAUACGUUCGUUAUAAGCAUGUAAGAUGUAAGGGUAUACGGAGAAAUUUCCCGAUUAUGACGUAUUAAUAAGACGGAAGCGGUCGAAUGUGCGUUGAGGGAUUUGUAUACAGAUAUAUACAGCGCGAGUAUAAGAAGCUGCGAGGGAGAGAGAGGUGGGGUUGAGGUUUCUCUCUUCUUGGUAGCCGAGGGCGUGGUCCUUAUCUUGCCGCCUUUUUCGCCGUGGAGCCUUAAGAUACGACUACCGAUGGAUGUAUAUCUGUAUACAUGCCCCGCAAGUCGAGCUUUCUAAUGAGAAAAGGGUUUUCGGCGAGCUUUGUGUGCAGGGCGAUACCCUCUCCGCGCAUAUUUUUUUUUUUCUUCCGCAUAGAGAAUCAUAAUAGCCCUGCAUACGCUCGCCUGCGUUUGAAAUUUCCUCGACGCUUUGGACUUUCGAAAGUUCCGCGCGCGCAUAAAGAAUAUUCCUCGAAAAUUGAAGUUGAAAGUCGCGCGGAAAUAGAAAAGAGACGUCGGAUUAGUUGGAAAAACUUUGCUCAGAGCGCGGCGCAAAGUAGCCCCUUUACCGGGAACAAUCACUUCUGGCAUAUCAGCUCGAAGGGAAUUCGAAAAGAGAGAGCGGAACUGUUUUCCGUCUUCAGCUCUCGCCGCGAACAAUUAAAGCUCUCUUGACUCUCGUUAAACAACGCUUCGAUCAGUCAUCGAGUCCCGAGAAAACGACGCCGGUGCAUUAAUGAGGCGCCAGUAAUAGCCGUGUCGUUACUUACGCCUUCUUCUCCGAGCGCACUUGGCGCUUCUUAUGUGUGUGUGUGUGUGUGCGUGCUUGCGGUUUCGAGAGCCGCGCGAGCUUUUCAGUACAGCCGUUCCGAUCGUCAGAGCUGCGCGUUAGGAUGGGAUGUGCCGUUGUUCCGCGAGGGCUUUUCGGAUUCUCCGAUGUGUCUGUUGUAAUAACAGUGAGCCAUGUGCUACUUGGAAGAAUAUAUUAGUGACUGUGCUUUCAAGCUCUGACCUGUAUGAUCGCAAUAUAAGUGUUACAAAACGCGCGUACGGGAAUAAAAAAAAAAAGAAAGAUCACUCUCGUAAACUUGCCAUAGAAGAUUGAGCAUCAAGAACAAAGCGAUCAAGCUCUGUAAUUCGCAAGGGCCGAGAUAAUCGACUCGCGCGGCGCGGUUAAACUCGAAUUCCCCGAAAGAAGAACAAGGCUCGCGUUCCUCGGAGCUAUAAAUAUUUUAUCCCCCGCAGCGGCUCGUACUAUCCAGCGGGCUUUUUCACGACGUGUACUUCAUUAUCAUGAGCGGCAGCGGCUCCUCGCGGAUCCUCGUUUUUCUUCUUCUCCUCCGACUACUGCACUCGUCUCGGGCUCGAAUAAUCGACAAGUGCUGUCGCAACGGCGACGUUCUCGUCCUGACCGAUGACGCCUCGAAUUUACUCCGGUGUCUUCCUCAGCUGCGAGAGGACGGCAUGUCGUUCUACAGCGUCGAGACGAGCCACUCGGUGGGUCUGCCCAACUGCACGAGUCACUACGUCCUCCGCCUGCCCGAAGACGAGCCUCGUACUAUCCCCUCGACAUCCUGCCUGGACGUCUUCUUCGACAGGUCGACGCUCCAGGACGUCCCGGUAAUCGUCCUCUGCGCUAACUCGGAAGCCCGGCCGGCUACGAGUGUCCCGGAAAUUUCCCGAAUCUUCGAUAUCCGGAAAUGCUGUCCCGGCGACGAGGCUGUUUACGACGUGGACAAAAAGUUCUGCGCCAGAAGAGCAGCUGCAUCGCGAGGAGUAGAGGAUGCAGGUCAUACUGCAGACCUGCGAGGCUUUAUCGCUGUUUACAAUGGACCGCCGACGUGCGAGCACGCGCUCGUCGACUAUAAACUUGGAAAGGAGGACGUUUAUUAUAACGACGACGACGAGGCUGCUGGCGGUGCUGGUGCUGUGAGCAUUACCAUACCGUGGAGCGGCUCGAACAAGAGGAACAUAACAAUCGACAGGGAUAACGCCUGCCUUGACUGGAUUUCGAGUAGCGGCGGCGGCCCUGCCGUAGUGGCGGCGCGAGUCUGCCGCGAAGCCGAUUACUGCCUGGCUAAUCCCUGCAUAAGAAAGUGCUGUCCGGAAAAUAAAAUUAAUAUCAAGUGCCGGGAUGCCGGGAGCGUCGAAAAGUUUCGCGCUUCUCUGGCAGCGGCCAACGCCAGCGGUGGAUUCGAUCCUCGAAAUUACGGGCUUCUGAUAGGUAAGCCCUGCAAGUCGUACUACGUAACCGAGCCCUCGGAGCAGUGGAGCAUAGGUCGAGAUGGCGAGUUAUUCGUCAUCCCGAAUUAUCCCGUUCACAACCACGUCAAUUCCUGCCUCGAGUUCGUCCAGAACGACACCGAUCGAGCCGACGGCAUCUAUCCCGUCGUCUGCUUCGACAACGACGAGCAUUACGUUCCUGACGCGCGCUACGAGAUAACCUCGGUUCUGGCGCUCAUCAGCAGUAUCUUCCUCCUGGCGACGCUUCUGGUCUACGUCUGCUUGCCGGGCCUGCAAAACCUCCACGGCAAGACCCUCAUGUGUCACGUGACCAGUCUGCUGUUCGCCUAUGGCUUUCUGGGAAUCACCGGACUCCUUACCCACACCGUCUUCGAUCAGGACGGCAUCGACGAGCACGUCGUCGAUAAAGUUUGUAAAUAUCUCGGAUACGCGAUCCUCUUCUGCUUCCACGCGGCCUUCUUCUGGCUGAACGUCAUGUGCUUCGACAUCUGGUGGACCUUCGGAGGUAUGCGGGGACAGUCGUCGGCGGCGUCUAAGCGCCGUCAGCAACGCCAGAGGUUCCUGGCCUACUGCGGCUACGCCUGGGGUCUGGCCUUCGUCCUCACGAGUAUAGCGGCCACAGUCGAGCUUACCGGCCUACUCGACUCCUCCGUCGGACGCGAGAGAUGCUGGUUCGCUUCGCACUCCAUCGGUGGAAUAGUCUUCUUCGCCAUCCCGGUGAGUUUAACCCUGCUGAUGAACGUCGUCUUCUUCGCCAUCACCUCCCACCGCUGCAGUAAGAUCAAGGCCGACAUUAAACGCGCGAUGACCGGCGUCAAGGAUCCGAGCAGCAGGAAAUUCCACUCCGACAAGACGAGGUUAAUAAUGAACCUGAAGCUCUUCGUGGUGAUGGGCAUCCCGUGGAUACUCGAGAACGUACCGGUCUACCUCAGCUACUACGGCAGCUUUCCUCUCUGGGCACAGGAGGUCUUUUACGUGGCCGACGUAGUCAACUCGCUCCAGGGACUAUGGAUCUUCGUGCUGUUCGUCCUGAAACCUAAGGUCUUUCGAGCGCUUCGUAAACGAUUCGAGACCGGCCCCUCGAAGGGCAACAACAUGAGCAAGAGCUGCAGCGCCAACAAGCUCAACGUCGUUCAUCAGAUGGGAAACGUGAGGAAAAGCUCGAGCACCAGCACCAUCACCUCGAACUUCGUCGUCAGCUCGAGCGCGUAUAACUGAGUGGGGAAAUGUUCGAUGUUUUUUUUUUCUUUGUAUAUAUGGUGUACUUUCUAGAGGUGUAAUCGUAUUUUCUAAUAUUUAUUAAAUAAAACAUGCACAAGCUUUCAUUCGUAAUAAAAA
Messenger RNA from Nasonia vitripennis (jewel wasp), 3693 nucleotides. Its product is annotated as G-protein coupled receptor Mth2-like. The record is from RefSeq and is a predicted model, not a curated record. The transcript has 9 exons. Gene Ontology annotation, cellular component: membrane. Gene Ontology annotation, molecular function: G protein-coupled receptor activity. Lineage: Eukaryota; Metazoa; Arthropoda; Insecta; Hymenoptera; Pteromalidae. Bases 1405 to 3573 code for a protein of 722 amino acids. Gene Ontology annotation, biological process: G protein-coupled receptor signaling pathway; cell surface receptor signaling pathway.